AGCAAUGUUGUGAAAUAUAUUUUUCACAAUAAUUUUGAAUGUUUGAUUAUUUACAUAUUAUCAAAUGCAAAUAUGCACAUGUUGCUAAUUGCGAAGUUUCUAUAUAUAAAUAAGCAUAAAAUGAUUUUAUAGAAACUACUCUGGAAAAUUAUCAUAUAGCCAGCUCAUAUGUGACAGAAUAUAUAAUUUUAAUGUUCAAAUGUUUUCAUAAAUUUGCACAUGCGAAAAUCGGUUUAGUUUUUAUACAUUAAAAAACAUCUAUUAUGGAUACAGCAAGAUUUUUAGAAGAAUGUUUUCAAUGCAAUAUGGCUUACAGAUACAAGAAUUUUGAAAAUUAAGCUCAAAUUCUUUGUCCAAAUUCUGUUGAAUUAUAAAUUACAGCAAAAUGGAGAAAAUACGCUUAAAUAUAGAGAAUUUGUUAUUGCUGUUUACUGUUAUUUUAGUUUCAUCUUAUAAAGGUGAAUGUAACCAACAAUACUUCAGGGUAAAACCACAGGAUACAGAAAUCAUAGAAGGCCAGUCAUCAGAUCUGCAAUGUCACAUUGGCAAUCAAGUUGGAGCCGUUCAAUGGAGUAAAGAUGGAUUUGUUCUAGGUUUUCAUAAAGAUAUUCCUGGUUAUCCUCGAUACAGUAUGGUGGUAGAUGAUAAAAGAGGUGUUUACAAUUUACGAUUAAGAGGCGUUCAACUGGAGGAUGAAGGAGAGUACCAGUGCCAAGUGGGACCAGCGAAAGAUAACCAUCCCAUCAGAGCAGCAGCUCGCGUGUCCAUCUUAGUCCCUCCCAAGUCACUCGAGAUCCAAAACCACGUGAACGGAAGUACUCUGGAAGUUCGAGAAGCCGAAAGAAUAGCACUCACUUGCAUAGCCAGGCACAGUAAACCAGCUGCAAAAUUGAAGUGGUAUCGAAACGGGGUUCUGUUGCAAGGAGGAUCUUAUCACCCCAGAGAAGAAACAACUGGUGCUAAAAUACAUACGACCUUGAGUACCAUAACCAUUUAUGUUAUCAUGGAUGAUAAUGGAGCUACAUAUUCAUGCGAAGCGAUACAUCGAGCUUUAACCUAUUCUUUAAAAUCCAAGAUAACUAUAAAUGUAUUGUAUCCACCAGGAAUACCAGAAAUUGAAGGGUAUCAGGAAGCUGAUAUUGUCCAAGUUGGUGAUACGUUAACUUUGGCCUGUAUAACAAGAGGUGGUAAUCCACAAGCCGAAUUAAUAUGGUACAGAGACAACGUACAAGUUGAUAUGUCUUAUAGUACCAGUGGUAGAGAAGUUACAAAUAUCCACACAUUCACUGUGGAUGAAACUGACAACAACGCCAUUUACCGUUGUGAAGCCUCAAAUUCCGUGACUUACCAUCCGAAAAUUGCCAAUGUAAAACUAAGCGUACAAUUUGCACCAACAAAAAUAACGAUAGUGGGGCCAACAGAAGGCACAGUGGGAAAUGUCAUCACGAUGUCAUGUUCGGCUGGUCCGAGCAAUCCUGCAUCGAAACUUGUAUGGCUAGUAGAUGGACAGUAUCCUUCCGCGACAACAUCUGAAGUUGAAGUCUCAAAACGGGGAUGGCUUACUACGUCAAACAUUACAGUUACACUCACCAGGCAGGAUCCAGACAAUAAAACCUUCUCGUGUCACGCAGAAAGUGAAGCUUUGAAGGAAACUAUCAAAGAAACUGUCUAUUUUAGCGUCGUCUAUCCUCCAAGUCCACCUUCGAUCGUCGGGUAUGAAGAAGGCACUCCCAUUAAAUCUGGCGAUUUUCAGAGGUUCACCUGUGUUGCCAUUGGAGGAAAUCCACUUGCAACUUUGCGAUGGUUUAAAAGGGAUCGAGAGAUUAGAGCAAUAACAAGUAUCAGUGGAAGUGGAGUGUUCAGCGAGCUUGUUUUGAGAGUUGAUGCCAGUGACAACGGUGCAGUUUAUAGAUGUGAAGCUACUAAUUCAGCCACAGAGAGACCCUUGAUAGCAAACAUUAAACUGACAGUUUACUUUCCCCCUUCCUCUGUUACUAUGAAAAUAACCCCAAAGAAGCCUAGGAGUGGUGAUUUAGUUAGUAUACUGUGUGAUUCAGGAAGCAGCAAUCCAGAAUCAACUCUUCACUGGUGGCGAAAUGGUGAGGUGUAUUCUGGGUACAACAGUGAGGUAACCGACUCGACGAAUGGUGGCAAAUCAACGCACAGUAGACUGGAUUUAAAUGUUUACGCAAAAGAUGACGAAGCAGUUUUCACGUGCCAAGCAACCAAUCAAGUGCUUCAGAGAAGCGUCCAUGAAAGCGUCACGCUUCGAGUAUUUUAUAAACCAGAAUUCCUGGUAGCAAGCCUGGAGAAAUUUGACGUCAUCGAGGGAGAAACGUUGAUCGUUAAUUUGACGGCCAGAGCUCAUCCCGGUGUGAUCACUUAUACUUGGAAGAAAGGUUUGGUAUCCCCCAUCCCCCCAACUCCAAUCAGGGGGGAGGGAGGCAAGAUCAAUCUCCGAGUCACUUCCAGAGGACCCCUGCUGGAAAUCAAGGACUCCCGAAGGGAAGAUGCUGGACAAUACGAAUGUGAAGCAACCAAUUCUGAAGGCACAGGCCAAACCAUCAUAGUCGUUAACGUUCUAUAUCCAGCAGCCGUGACAACAGUAACAAGGAGUGCAGCUCUUGGUGAAGGGGAAGACGCAUCUUUUGAAUGUGCAGCCAUUGGGAAUCCCAUGCGAAGCGAUGUCAUUAAAUGGCGACGUGAAGGAUUUGACAUGGGUCACAGGACACAAGAAAAACUAGAAUGGGGACGAGCUUAUCUUGUAGUACUUAACGUGUCCAGACAAGAUGCAGGUGUUUUCGAAUGUGCUGCUUAUAAUGGAAUUGGGACAGAAUCUGUGGCGAAAGCUCAAUUGAUUGUUAAGUUUAAACCUGAAAUCUAUCUUCCAAAACGUCUCCAGAAAGUUGCUUCUGAAAGAGGUGAAACUUCUCUUCUUCGAUGUAUGGCAGUCGGUGCACCAAUGGUCAGAUUUUCUUGGUCCAACGAGACUGGCAUCAACAUCACUGAAUCACCGUCUGGUAAUAAAUAUUCGACGAGAACAUCCCAGAUCGAUGCGGUCACAUGGGAGAGUGUUCUCUAUGUAAACAAUGUGAACGAAGAGGACUUUGGACGAUACACAUGCAGGGGCACGAAUGAAAUGGGAAGCGAUUAUUUACACGUCAUCCUGAAGAGUCGAGGCAAACCCGAUACGCCGGAAGAAUUUCAAGCUCAAAAUGUUACAUCCGAUCGAGUGUUACUGAGCUGGUCGCCAGGAUUUGACGGAGGCUCUCCACAGUUUUUUCGAAUCCGAUACUCGAUAAGAGGCUCAGAAGAAGUUACCACUGUAGACGUUUUACCAACUAAUGCAACAACGUUCAUGGUGAUGGGACUUGAACCUGGUACCGAAUAUUCAUUUCAAUUAAUGGCCUGGAAUAUAUAUGGAGAAAGCGAUUACACGGAAAAUGAAGUUUUUGCGCAUACCACGGUACCCCGACGUCUUCCAAGCACCGCCGUGGAUGCAUUAGCAAAAAAUACUGAUGAUGUACCUGUGUUUUUGCUUGUAAUAAUUUGUGUUUCCGGUACGCUUUUAAUUUUAAUUAAUGGCGCCAUAGUUGCGUGCUACAUGCAACGAAAAAAGAAAAGGCAAACUCAAGGGUAUCAAGUUUCUGAAGGUAAAGGUCCACCUCCAGAUUCUAGUAUGUAUAGUAGAGAUAAAUAUCAUGACACAAUUAAUGGUGAAGCUUUGAGAAGUCCUUUAAAUGAAUGUGACGAUACAUUCCAUGAAGAAAUAUUAAUGAAAGAAAUUAUGAAGCAAGAUUCAGAGCCUGGAAAAAGUUCGAAAAUUGGACCGAAAGUUCCUCCAAGAACUCAUAAUCAAAGAUGGCACAACUCAGCAGAAAACAGCUGUCCAGAUAUAUUAAAAAAUGGACACAGCUAUGUAAAAGAAGACUGCAACUCAACUUCUUCGGACAAUGACAUCACAGAUCUCAGACGAAAUUCAUUGCUCAAUGAAGGUAUACCAAGAUCUGAUACAGCACUUUUCAUCCCACCCCCACCUUUAGUAACAGAAGAGCCCCUGAUAAAACCAGGUGGCGCCACGGUGGCCUUAGGUGUGUCUGCAGUCGAUUUGACUUCAGGAAAGACAAAAACAAUUGUUCUUCAUACUCCACACUUGCAUCACGAAGGAACUGCAAAUCAGCCAUCUUUGGUAACACUCGAUGGCCAUUUUUUAUGACUCAAUAGAAAAUACUGCGCAUUCUUAUGACUCUCAACAAACAAACAAAAAUACUGCGAGUUCCUAGCAGUGUUUUUCUCUUCAACUUUCUUACUCCGUGAGUGCCCGAUGAAAUUUUCCUGCUCACACAAUUUUCGUGACGUAAUGUGUUUUGUUGCUUGAAGCGUUGAACCACGUAUCGUUCUCUAUACUUUAAACCAUAACUUAUUUGAAAGUGCAUCGUACUUUUUUUUACUGUGGAAGACAAAAUAAUGGUGAUUCAUUGUUUAAAUAGUUAAAACUUUACAGUUAAUAAAGUUGCGAGAAGAUUCAUGAAGCAAAGUUGAAGAAAGAAGUGAGCGGAGUAUUACGAAAUCUUCAAACUGGCAAUAAGUUUUAAAAAAUUGGAGAUUUCUAUCCCCUGGUGUGGAAAUAUGGAAAAUGUUGGUAUUACUAGAAAAUAAUGUGUUAAUUAAUGCAAAGUAAAAUAAUCAGCAAAACAGUUUCGUAAAACUUUUUUUUUUCAAAAAUAGGGAAUAAAUUUAAUGCAUUUACAUACGUUUUAUUUACAUCGCCAAUACUAACAAUCAAAUUUUUCCCCUGAAGAAUUAUUUUAUUUUGUAUUAUAAUCACUUUAUUGAUGAAAAUAUCGGAAGAAACUUUUUCACAAAUUUAGACAUAUCAGCUUUUGAAAAUUCAGAAACAACAGUAAAAUGUCCUAUUAUUUAUCAUUCACUUAAUUUUUACCAUUUUUUUACCAUUUAAUUAACAAUAUUAAAAAAUUAAGCUCCAUACAUACAGUUAGUUGAACAUGACCUGUUUUGACCUUAAUAUUUUGUUGUUUUUUUUUUCAAAAUGUUGCAAGAUACUUUCUUUGACUAAAAUCUUGAGUUUAACAAUCCAACAUUUAUGUUUUAAUCGCAAAUUAUAAUUGUAAAAUAUUUCAAAC
Molecule: messenger RNA, 5144 nt
Organism: Parasteatoda tepidariorum (common house spider)
Lineage: Eukaryota; Metazoa; Arthropoda; Arachnida; Araneae; Theridiidae
Product: nephrin
Biological process (GO): cell-cell adhesion
Cellular component (GO): cell-cell junction; plasma membrane
Molecular function (GO): cell adhesion molecule binding
Source: RefSeq, a predicted model, not a curated record